GCGGUGCGUUCCAAGCCGUUACCCAGAGUUGGUUACAAUCGCGCGCCGACACGGACUCGUCCAUGGCCGUCGGUGCACGGAUGCAGCUCAAUGGUGUCUACGAUUCCCCGCAGCGCACAAGUGCUGACACUUCAGUGCCACCCUCAUCUCGCACUACGACGCUGAUUCGUUCUCCAUCGACUUGUUGCAAAGACCCCGAAUCGGUGUUCGCGAUCACUCUCCCCAAGCACCGGCGGCAAUUCAUUCUCACCCAGAACAACUUCCACCCACUUUCUGCCGCACUGCGAAAGCGCCCGCAGUCGGCGAUGACCAGACCUAGAGUGAACCAGGUGUGCCCAACGCCAGACCCUCCAAUCGCGCCAAAACCACGGCCACAGACGGCACACCGGCGACUAAGCAAGGCGCCGCCAACAUUUUUGGUUGCACGUCCAGCGUCCGCGUCUCGACCAUUGAUUGCAAAGCGGCCGACGCUUCCAGCAGCGUGGCUGCUGAUGCAAAGAGAGCUUCAAAAUCAAGCGCCGCCACUCACAACGGGUGCUAUUGCCGCGCAGCUCACAAGAAAAGAAAUCGAGUUGCAGCGAUUAGUCACCACCGGCGCGCACAGGUGUCUUAACGACACGAAAAUUGCCCACGAUCAAAAGCAGAAGGAGCUGCGGUUUCUCCAGCAUGGUAUCACGGAGCACUGGAAAGAGCUACCAUCAACAUCAAGUGGCGAUACAUCGGUCGAAGCCAGGGUUGUCGAGCUGAAAGACGAGCUGCGCCGCGCCAAUGCGUACACUGGCGGCCUCCAACGCAUGUAUGAGCGCACAAAAGCCGAUGGCCAUGCGCAACAGAUUACGGCGUCGACGACUCGCAGCCGCGCGGGUACCCUUGCAAAAGAGUGGCAAGCUCUCAACGCACGGCGACAUCACUUCGAAAACGCCGCCCUCGAGCGGGUCAAACGACUCGCGGCUCUUCGUCGUAAGAAAGAAGCAACAGACGCCAAUGCCACGGCCGUUAUUGUCCACAUGAAGACCGAGCUCAAACAAGGGUCGGAGCUGGAGCGCUGGCGCAUUGAAGCCGACAAAAAGCGCGCGAACCUCGUACGCACGUUUCGUUCGCCGCUCGUCGAGGACAAGUCUACGCGUCUCGGGCGCGCAAACACCAAGCUCCUUCUCUUCCGCGAGGCUGUGCUUUCAACAAAAGAGAACCAAUUCGAUGAGCUCGUGCGCGAGUCAGGCGAGUCGAAUAUCCAUACACUCGUGCAGCGAUUCACUUCGUACUCAACGGAUUUUGCAACGCUGAACCAAAUGGAUGCCGAGAGCUGCGUUGCGCUUGAAGCAGUUGAGCAACGCCUCGAAUCCUUGGAGGUCCAAGUGCGCGAACUUCAGACUGGUGGUAUCGAACACGUCGUCGAGACCCAACGCCGGGCGAAAGCGCGACUUGAAGAGAAGCUAUGGAGUGCCAAAAUGCACGAAGAUAAAGUCGCUGCAACAUUGAGGUCCCAGCAGCAAACCAUAUCAGUGCUGCACCAAGGCCUCCUUGCCAUUGCAGAUAUUCUCGCCUGCCUCGAUACGGUGGCGACGGACAGACACACAGCAGCCUCAACGUUGGAGCUAGCUACACGUUGCGUCGGACUUCUCAAGCGCCACCGAGUUCGAGAGCCAGUGCUUUCAGCAACGGCAUUGCAAGAAGUGCUUGAGCAUAUCGCGCAUAUUGCACCCUCACGAAGCGUUGUGCCACCGACGACAGCAUGCAGCAACAAGUUCGGGUAGAAAUCAAUUCGCCUUGCGGUUAAUGACAAAGAUAGAUAUGAAAUGAAC
Molecule: messenger RNA, 1802 nt
Organism: Saprolegnia diclina VS20
Lineage: Eukaryota; Oomycota; Saprolegniomycetes; Saprolegniales; Saprolegniaceae
Exons: 6
Coding region: 63-1754 (563 amino acids)
Source: RefSeq, a predicted model, not a curated record